CUCUCUGAAAAGCCCAACAAUAGAAUAUUCAUCAGAAGAACAGCAGUUGGAGCCCAGAGGGAGACAAUGGAAGGCUGGGACCAGGGGCCCAAGUUAGAGGAAAGAAACGAGACUUUUCUUCUAGCCAAGAUGAAAGACAUGCAAGCCAGUCAGAAAACUUCAGUGGCCCUGCAGAGUGAAGUCCAUGAGCAGGAAGAUAAAAUGGAAAAUCAAGCACAAAGAGAAGACACACAUGAUGGUCGCCCAGUGACACAGCGAUCUUUAGUACAUUUUUUUCCGCAAACAGAUUCAGAUGCCACACUGCCUUUGUCACAGUCAUUAACCUAUGACACACCUCUCAGUUACUAUAUGUCUGACCCUCAGUUUAGUGGAAUAACUGUAUCAACAACUGGGCAGAACACUCCUAAAACUACUAUAGAGGGCCAUUCCCAAUCAGCAAACAGCUUGGGAGUCAACAGCUUCAUAAUGACAAAGAAACAGCCUCCGUCAGUCCUUGCUCCUGAGACAGCUGUAACUGGGGAAGGAGAAGAUUAUUUCCUAUCUUUGUUUGGUGAUUCAAAGAAAUUUGCUGCAUGCUCAUUCCAGGCAGAGAACACCCGGAAGCACUUUUCCAUGAUUCUUGAAGAAGUGGGCCAAUCUAGAUCCAGUGCUCUUGGAGACAUUAAAAUAGCUGAAGUAAAUGUCAAGGGUUUAUUCGUGAAGCUCAUUAACUCUUCCCUUGACAAAGAACUGGAGAUUGGAGGUCAUAUUCUCCAGCAAAAUGUGAAUGGACAAACAGUCUCUUUGUACCGCUUCCUUCCAAAUAUCAUAAUGCAGGCAAAUCGCACAGUAACAGUUUGGGCAGCUGCAUCUGAAGCAAAGCAUCAGCCACCAUCAGAUUUUCUUUGGAGAGAACAAAAAAUGUUUAAAACAAGCCCAGAUUGUACAACAAUUCUGUGCAAACCUAAUGGUGAAGCUGUCGCCUGGUACACUCCUAUUCACUGGAAACAAGUGUGGGAGAAAUUAGAGACUGACAUUGAAUUUGACAGAUGCUCAAUAGUAAGUCCAACGUCUCGAAGACACGUAUUUCAUUGGCCAACAGCUAUAUCUACAACUAAAGAAAAACAAGACAAGUCUAAUAAGGAUACCUCAAAAAAUCAGAUGGAACAAGUUAGAGUUUUUCUUAAAAGAGAAAAAGAAAACCCACCAACCCUUUUUCCUAAUAGCAGUCCUUGGUGCCACAGUCCCAAUGUCCCUGCACAUCCCUACUGUCCUCUGAUUGAACCUCACAAUACCAGCAUGGCUGGAAGCAGCUUAGAUAGACAGCCUAGGCCUCAGUCAUCUGGGUCCGAUCCAGCCCAGGGGCAGAGAGAGAGGGAGACACAGAAUCAAAGGCAGGCUCCCAGCUCUGAACCACCAGCACAAAGACUGAUCUACUUCAUUAUUAUGGCAGCUGUGAGUGUAGAAAAUAGAGAAUUUGAGGAAUUUUACAGGCUGUGCACCGCCUACCAUUGCGUUGGGCCAGAAGAGGCAAACACACCUGGUGGUCAGAGACCUGGUCUAGCUGUAACAGGCCCACCUCCAGCUUUAAUCCGAGCUUGUGUUCAAAUGAUGGCCCAAACAGAGUUUGCCUUGCCAUGCAGAAAAAUCUCUCAAGCCUUUCCUGGGGAGGUGGCGCCAAUGGGGGCCGGGGCUCAGCUCCCAGUUCCUGUGGCUCAGCUGAGAAGCCGGGCGGCACAGCAGAACCGCUUCUCCCGAGGAGCUGCUUAG
This is a messenger RNA of Puma concolor (puma), 1749 nucleotides long. NCBI's taxonomy places the organism in Eukaryota, Metazoa, Chordata, Mammalia, Carnivora, Felidae. The record is from RefSeq and is a predicted model, not a curated record.